Molecule: messenger RNA, 1875 nt
Organism: Nylanderia fulva
Lineage: Eukaryota; Metazoa; Arthropoda; Insecta; Hymenoptera; Formicidae
Source: RefSeq, a predicted model, not a curated record
CGAGCGAGAGACGAAGGGUGAGUCGCAGAAUCGCGGGCGCUCCGAGGGUGGUCCAGCGAGUGUGCGAGCGCGCGGGAGUCGUCGUCGUGUCUUCUCAUCGGGAUUCGCAAACGUGUCGGCGCCGUCGUCGCCGUCGCCGUCGCAUUGUGUGUCGCGGUGUCGUUUUUAUUCGAGGAAGUCGGCCCGUUUUUCCGCGCUCAACGACGACGUGUGCCGCUCCCAUUCGUUCGAAACUGCCGACGAGAAGACGAGAGAAGUGUUCUCGUGUGGGCGCGCGCGCGCGCGUGUAUGUGUGUAUAUAGUGGAGAAGUUUCGAAAAAGUUCCGAAGGUGAAAAAUCCUGAAAAAAAGUCAAAAGGCGAAAUAGUGCACGCGCGAAUCUCUUUGAGUGUCGGUCGACGACAUCGUCUUGUUUCGACACCGCACUUGUAUACGGGCCGGUUAACAGCGUUGUCGUUCAUCGUGGUUAAUGAGAUUUUCAUUUUUCCCUUCUGUAUAUCUAUAUAUCUAUAAGAUUAUGAUGUAGAGAGAAAAAGAGGAGAGGAGAUUGCCGAGAGCAAAUUUCAUCGAUCGGAACUGACCCUAACUUUGCUGUUUAGAUUUACGAUCGGGAUCAACCGACACGACCUCGCGAGAGGUCAUCGCCAGCAGGAAAGUGUAUAAGCACGAAACGUAUUUACGAGGCUUCCUUGUACUUUGCAAUUUUUCUUUUUCGCGAUUGUAUACGUCCGUUUUACUACCAGUUUAUGACGAGAGGACGAAGUUGAGGAAGAAACUGCGUAAAACGUGUGAAAUCAAGUUUGCCAAUUCGUUUCACGUAUACCUCUGAAAAAAGUCUACUCGAUCGAGUUUGACUUCCUAGCAGUUUUGAGCGUUUCGACAUAGGUAUUCCAUUCAUGAAUCUUAUAGCAGGUUGUCUUUGAAUAUCCAGAUUUUGAGACACUCUGCAUAAAUUCUGUGAAUAAUUUUCCGUCGCUAUUAAGUCAGGGUGGGGUAUGAAAUUGUAAUAAAAAAGAAAAUGUACAGAUAAUUCGUGAGAAAACUACUUCUGGAAAUUUCCAUAAAACCGUUCAAAACAUCUCCGAGUGAGUGCACAUCGAGAUACUAUCGACGAUCCUCUUCACCAGAGCGACGAACAUUCAAGUGUGAUGAUUCAAUACGACGCUGAUAAAUCUCGACAGAUCGAAAUCAUUUACGACGAAUCCUCGCGUCAAACUCAGAAGCAAGAACUCUGACUCUCCCGAAGUAGAGACGCGAGAUCUCGAUGGCGAAAUAGAGAUAAACCAUUGGAUCAAGUUAUUCCUCCCGAUGGAGCUUUCGGUUUGCUCUGCGAAAACCGGAGAAGCCGAGGAAAUGUCACCAUAGUGGACUCGUAAUCGAGACUAUCAUAAUAGACGAUCGAACGAGCGGAAGAUAACAUCGUCUAAACUCGACUCCGGGAGAGGACAGCGUGUCCGGGUGCUCUCGCGAAGAUGGACGCCCUGGAGCUGCAGGCUGCCUUGGUGAAGCUCGACCCGGCCACCACGGUGACGCCCAUCGGCACCACCAUGAAGCUGGUGCCGCAUCAUCGCGUUGCCUUCACCGUGAACAUCGACGACGACGACGACGAGGGCGAUAUGGCCCUGGAAGAAUCGACGCGAAGGGACGAUGCCGAGAAGUCGCCGGCCGAGACGACGACGACGACGACGACGACGUCGUCGGUGUCGCGGAAGACGCCGGGCGGCUUGACGGCGAGUCACCAUCAUCAGGGCGGCGGCCAGCAGAUGGGUGUCUCCAAGUGUGGCAUCGUCGAGGUCAGGUGACGCCAGCCGCCCUGCUACGGCGUCAACAUGAUUUAUCACACUUAUCCGCCGCAUCGCGGCAGCAAGCACCACGC